Pimephales promelas (fathead minnow) is the source of this 3073-nucleotide messenger RNA. It is a transcript of the gene nmt2, whose product is annotated as N-myristoyltransferase 2. The record is from RefSeq and is a predicted model, not a curated record. Gene Ontology annotation, molecular function: glycylpeptide N-tetradecanoyltransferase activity. Gene Ontology annotation, cellular component: cytoplasm. Lineage: Eukaryota; Metazoa; Chordata; Actinopteri; Cypriniformes; Leuciscidae. Gene Ontology annotation, biological process: N-terminal peptidyl-glycine N-myristoylation.
AAUAAGUAGUUCUGUCGUGAGGAUUUGCAGCAGAUUCAUCCAUGAUGGCGGAGGACAGCGAGUCCGCGGCCAGCCAGCAGAGCCUGGAGCUGGACGACCAGGACACCUGCGGCAUCGACGGAGACAACGAGGAGGAAAAUGAGCAUAUGCAGGGGAGUCCUGGGGGUGAUCUCGGUGCAAAGAAGAAAAAGAAGAAACAGAAGAGAAAGAAGGAGAAGCCAAGCUCAGGAGGAACCAAGUCUGACUCUGCCUCUGAUUCUCAGGAGAUCAAGAACCCUGCCAUUCCCAUGCAGAAACUGCAGGACAUUCAGAGAGCAAUGGAGCUCCUGUCCACCUGUCAAGGUCCAGCCAAAAACAUAGACGAGGCCACAAAGCACAAGUACCAGUUCUGGGACACUCAACCCGUGCCCAAACUCAAUGAGGUGGUGACUUCUCAUGGACCAAUUGAGCCAGAUAAAGAAAAUAUCAGACAAGAGCCAUAUUCCCUCCCACAGGGCUUUAUGUGGGACACACUGGACCUUAGCAAUGCUGAAGUGCUAAAGGAAUUAUACACUUUGCUGAAUGAAAAUUAUGUUGAGGAUGAUGACAACAUGUUUAGAUUUGACUAUUCUCCUAACUUUCUGAAAUGGGCGUUACGUCCGCCGGGUUGGCUGCCCCAGUGGCACUGUGGUGUCAGAGUCUCAUCCAAUAAGAAGCUAGUCGGGUUCAUCAGUGCCAUUCCUGCAGACAUCCACAUCUAUGACACGUUGAAGAGGAUGGUGGAGAUUAACUUCCUGUGUGUGCAUAAAAAAUUGCGCUCAAAGCGUGUCGCUCCUGUACUAAUCCGAGAGAUCACGCGGCGGGUCAAUUUAGAGGGAAUUUUCCAAGCUGUGUACACUGCUGGUGUUGUUUUGCCCAAACCUGUUUCUACAUGCAGAUACUGGCAUCGCUCUCUCAACCCCAGGAAGCUUGUGGAGGUGAAGUUUUCCCACCUCAGCAGAAACAUGACACUACAACGGACAAUGAAGCUCUACAGAUUACCUGAUAGCACUCGUACCCCUGGUUUGAGGUCGAUGGGAGAGGGGGAUUUGAAGCAGGUGACCGCAUUGCUGCAGAAAUACCUGAGCCGGUUCCACUUGGGCCCUGUCAUGGGGGAAGAGGAAGUGAAGCAUUGGUUCCUACCGCAGGAGAACAUCAUUGACACUUAUGUAGUCGAGGGAUCUGAUGGGAUGCUAACAGACUUCAUCAGUUUUUACACCCUGCCAUCUACAGUGAUGCAUCAUCCACUGCACAAAAGUCUGAAGGCCGCAUAUUCCUUUUACAAUGUCCAUACAGAGACGCCGCUCAUAGACCUGAUGAAUGAUGCUCUUAUCCUAGCCAAACUGAAAGGUUUUGAUGUUUUUAAUGCGCUGGAUCUAAUGGACAAUAAGACUUUCUUGGAAAAGCUCAAGUUUGGGAUUGGUGAUGGUAACCUGCAGUAUUACCUGUACAAUUGGAAAUGCCCUCCCAUGGAUCCAGAGAAAGUUGGCCUUGUUUUACAGUAACUGGCUGCUUCGCAUUGGAUGCUGAUUCAGAGGUCCAUCUCGAAUUCUCAGACUUGGACGUAGUCUAUAUAAAGAGGAAAAACUGACAUCCAUUCAAAGUGAAUGAGUUAUGUUGUGCAGCUCUCUUAGGUCUUGUUCCAGUUACUGAGGGGUCUCCCCUCCUUUCUCUUUGUCUUUGACUCUCUUUCUGAGAAUGUGAGAAACAUUUAUCAAGGUCAAACACAUCCACAAGCUGUAUACACAAACACACGCAUACAUGUAGUGUUCGUUUAUUUUCCUUAACAUACAAUCUGUAUCCUCUCGCAGAACAUGUUUAAUCCCAUGGUUUUUGUCUUUUUGUUCAUUUUUGUAUCAUGAAGGAGUGUUGAUAGAUUUGUGUGAAUUAGCAAGCUGUACAUUUAAUGCCAGAUAUUUAUUAUGUGUUGUGAGGUUUACAACGGAACAGGAACGGGAGUCGAAAUCCAAAGUCUUUUCUAUGGAGCUGCCUUUGAAGUCAUAUACCGUUCGUAUAUGUUCCUGCUGUCUGUAGGAGGGGGGAGCGUAAAUGGUUACACAUGUGAAAGAAUGUAUUGCAUUUCGAAGCACAACGUUAAUUUGUUUAUAAAACGGCCAGUUUGUUCUGAGGUGCAUUUUUUUAUUUAGGUUUUGUGUGUCCAAAAGAAACAUUUAGAAUUUUCAAUGUGAAUUUAUUUACAUUUCAUUUUAUGAAGGCAUGAUUGUCACAUCUUUUGUAGCUUUUCCCGCACAUUUCUGUUCUUUACCAUCUAAGUGUUUUUAAAUUAUAAUUUUAGUUAAACAAUUCUGAUAUUUAGAAUUGUAUUUAAGCUACAUGUUCCAUUUUAUUGUUGAUUCUUUUUUUUAUGCUGUCAGUAUUCUUUGCAGUGAAACCAUAACCUCAUUCAAGUGGUGCAUUUGCAAUCAGGCCCUGGUAAUUUUGCUAUACUUAAGCACAAGGAGUUUUUGCUCACUGUUCAGUUACAAUCACUGGUGGGACGUAAUGAAAUGUGAACAAUAUUAUUACAUUGCAGGAGUUGUUUUGUGUUGCUACAGCUUAUUUUGUCAUGGUUUGCUUUAAUGUAUCUAAAAUCUACAAUAUGCUUUUAAACAAGCGCACGUUCAGACAUGCUUAAAAGAAAGGUACUUCUCUCCAAGUCACACAUUUUAUCUGGUGGUUUCAUUCAAUAACAUUCAGGGCACUUUUGUGUACGUUUUUUUUUUUUUUUUUUUUUAAGGCUUGCUGUAUGAAAUAAGCAUGAAACUUCCUCCCCUGUAUGGAUUAAAACUUAUGGGUUAAGGCGAGAACACCCAAAGUAAUUGCCUUUUUUUCGGAGAGGUUGUUUUUUAAAUGUCAAAUUGUGUAGUUUUAAAUGAUCGGGUUUCUCUUUCUGAAGACAGUAUUUUUAUUGAACUUCAUUGCAGGUUGGAACUAAUGGGAUUACGUACCAGCACCAUGUCAAACAUGACAGUCCACCCAAAUAAUUACUUGUCAAAAAUAUACAUCAAGGUAUACCAGCAUGGAUAUUUGACUGAAUAAAAGCAUCCAAAAACAA